Molecule: messenger RNA, 1456 nt
Organism: Sipha flava (yellow sugarcane aphid)
Lineage: Eukaryota; Metazoa; Arthropoda; Insecta; Hemiptera; Aphididae
Exons: 2
Coding region: 402-1421 (339 amino acids)
Source: RefSeq, a predicted model, not a curated record
UUUGAAUCAUUUCGCGUGACAUUUCAAAUAAAAAUAAAAUAUGUUUAAACUUUUUACUAAUAACCGUGGUAAUAGUUCUAUUCAUUUCGACAACUAUAACUUUCGUUAUUUUAGAACUAAUAAAUGUUCAGGUGAUAUUGUUUGGCGGUGUGUGCAAAAAACAUGUAACUAUUAUCACCAACAAUGAAAAAACGGUUUUAAUUCGCAGUAAUAUUAAAGAUCACCAACACGACGAGGACAAUGAUGAACAAAAAAAAGAACUACAAAAAAUUCGUACAGCUAUUAAACGUAAAGCUAUUGAAAAUGUAUAUGAAAAGCCAAUAAAAAUAAUUCGUAAAGAAUUAUCAAGUAUUGAAGACUCUCAGGUAUGUUCAUCUAAUAUAAAUGCUCUUCGAAAGUCUAUGUAUCGAGAACGACGCAAAACUUUACCUACCGUUCCAUCAUCUAUAACCGAUGCUAUACAAAAAGUUAAAAUUGCUUGUAUUGAGAAUAAAUCUAACGAACAUUUUAUUCACGUAUUUGAAGAGGAUGAAAUAAUAAUUGUAACUUGCAAAACAAAUUUAUUAUUUCUCAAUGACAAUACGGAAACUCUUUUAGCCGACGGUACAUUCACAUAUUGCCCAAAACAUUUUUUUCAGCAAUAUACAAUACAUGGUUUAACAAGAGGCCACUACGUUCCGUUAGUAUUUUGUUUUUUGCCAUCUAAAACAUUAAAAUGUUAUAUUCGUAUGUGGACAAAUUUAAAAAACCUAUGUUUUCAAUUAACAAAUACAAAUUUAAAUCCACAAUUAUUACUUAUUGAUUUUGAAGUCGGAGCUCAUACGAGUAAUGUGUUUAAAAAUAUCAAAAUUAAAGCAUGCCGGUUUCAUUUAUGUCAAGCAUGGUGUCGAAAAAUAAAUUCUAUUCCAAUACUGCAUAAAGAGUACAAAGAUAAAAAUUCAGAGAUUGGAAAGUGGCUUAAAAUGUUUUUCGGAUUACCGUAUUUACCGGAAAAUUUUGUUUCCGAUGCUUUUGAUGACAUUUUAUCUGAAGCUCCAAAACAUAAAAAGUGCACGGAGUUUGCUAAUUAUGUACUUGAAAAUUAUAUUGACACUGAACAAUUUCCUCCUUCAAUGUGGGCUGAAGAACCUAAUGGUACAAAAAGAACAACUAACGGUGCUGAAUCAUACCACAGUCAACUUCGGUUUGAAUUUUAUAUGCCACAUUCAUCUGUUUUCCAAGUUAUUGAUGUUUUAAUAGACCAACAAGUAAUUAAUGAAGCGAAAAUGCAAGAAAUUAAGAAGGGAACUGAAGCAAUACAGCGGAAAUGUGAUCGGGAACGAGAAGCCAAUUUGGUAUAUCAGUACUCGCUUUUAUUAACAAACAAACUGACUAAAAUGGAAUAUAUAGAAAAAACAGGUUUACAUUUUAAACCAAUAUAGGUGUCUACAAUAACAUUUAUGUUUAAAUUAUUACA